AUGCGUCGUCGACAUCAAAAAAUGAGAGAAAAUGUAUUAAAAUCGCAACAAUCAAGUGUUGAAAAAUUGGUUGGGAAUGCAUCAACUACAACAAAUAUUUUAACAACAAAAUUAUCUUUAAAAAGAAGAAAUCAUCCAAAUAAUGCAAGUACAGAUGCUGGUGAAGCCAACAAAAUUAGACAUGUUUCUCUUGGAAAUAGAAUAUCUGAUCCUGUACAUAUGGGUGGAGAUUCUUUGAUUCGUUCAUUAAUACAAAACCAAACAGAUGAAUGGUCAACAUUAAUAAAACGAAUAGAAAUUGAACAAUUUGAACAACGUAAAUUACAUACAAAGGAGGAAUAUGAACUUUUGAGGAGAAUAUUGACAGAAAGACAAAAACAACAACAAUUAGCAUUAAAAUCAAGAUUUGAAAUGGAAAAUAGAGAAUUGAAGCAAGCACAAACUAAAAAGAGUAUGGAAGAUAUUCGAGCAGUACAACAGGAUAAAGUAAUCAAAACUAAAGCUGAAAGGGAUAGAAGAAUAAAAGAAUUGAAUGAAAGAAAUUUGAAGCUUUUUAUGGAAGAAAGGAAAAGAUUAGCUACAAGAUGUAGACGGCAUGAAGAUCAAUUAGAGAAAAAACAUAACGAACAAUUGGAAUCUUUGGAGAAAGAAUCUAUUAGGGCAUUAGAAUUAGAAGAGAUGAGUCAUCGAGAAACCUUGUUAGCUUCACAACCUCAAUGUAUUGUUUGA
Meloidogyne enterolobii is the source of this 729-nucleotide messenger RNA. Lineage: Eukaryota; Metazoa; Nematoda; Chromadorea; Rhabditida; Meloidogynidae. The record is from the annotation of a GenBank genome assembly.